Molecule: messenger RNA, 1672 nt
Organism: Strongylocentrotus purpuratus (purple sea urchin)
Lineage: Eukaryota; Metazoa; Echinodermata; Echinoidea; Camarodonta; Strongylocentrotidae
Product: neuropeptide Y receptor type 6-like
Exons: 6
Coding region: 42-1013 (323 amino acids)
Biological process (GO): G protein-coupled receptor signaling pathway
Cellular component (GO): membrane
Molecular function (GO): neuropeptide Y receptor activity
Source: RefSeq, a predicted model, not a curated record
ACGUUGUGCUGCAUCCACUCCAGGCCAGGUCCUUUGUGACGAUGGGGAGGGCUAAAAGGGUCAUAACAGCUCUCUGGUUAGCUUCGUGUAUUUUUUCAAGUCCCGCCAUAUUUAGUAAGAAAGUAACCGCCCACUACUGGGAGGAAGAGCUCGAACCUUAUUCGUAUACGUGUAACAACGCCUGGCCUAGCGAGGCCAUGUCCAUCAUAUACUCGGUAUACCUGUUCCUUCUUCUGUUCUUCGUUCCUCUGUUGAUUGUCUCCUACGCCUACAUGAGGAUAGCGUGCCAUCUAAACAGUACAAGGGAGCGUUCAUCAGGGGAGUCUAAUGGUUCACCGUUUAACAGACCGGUUCUGUCGAGAUACCGGGUAUGGUACCGGAAUACAUCAGGGUGGUCUAGUGGUUCGUCAUUCGUCCGCAGAGCCGAAGCUGCAAGUCAGGCCAACGGGGUUACCAUUGAUGACGAUACAACCGAAGCGGACGCCUUGCGUUCGGAGCCGAGCAGGGUGGAAAACCUGAAUGAUUCGCCAGCCCCCAGAAGGCAUCGUGGGACCAGUGAGGGUGACAAGAUACAGAGGGUCAUAACAAUGUUGGCCAUAGUGGUGGCGCUCUUCAUCCUGAGUUGGGGUCCGCUCCUGACGUACACCUUGAUCUACCGUUUCAUUGACGACAUGCCCUACAACACCCACGCCGUUCUGAGUCUCUUCCUCCACCUCCUAGCCGCCUGCAACAGCUGUGUCAACCCCAUCAUCUAUGCGUUCCUGUCCAAGAACUUUCGGCAGAGUUUCAAACAGACGAUCACAUGUCACACCCGCAAACGCCGGCGUUCCAAACGUAGGAGACUGGGCAUGCGCAUUAGAGGGGUUAACGAAAGAGCAUUUGAACUAAAUGAAAAUAAAGCAUUUUCCCGCGUCUUCCUUGAUGAGAAUUACAGGACUCGGGAAGCUAUAUCGGGGGAUGUAUCCGUGUCAAGGCCUCGCACGACAAGUUUACAGCUUCAAGUGUUCGACUGAAAUUUUUCCAUCUUGAGAAGUUAGAACAAAAUUUGUUCUCUUUAUUAAAAGGAGAAUACAACCUUGAAAGACCUAUAUUCUACAGGAAAGCAGAAGCUAAUCAGAAAAGAAACCUGGUGAAAGUUCGAACGAAAUCGGUCAGGAAAUGAGAAAGUUAUGGAUUUUUUAAAAGUUCUAAUCACAUACGUAUGCAAGUUUUUUUAAAUAUUUGUUUUUACAUUGAUGUGAGUUUUUUUCCUAUAUGUCAGGGUAUUUGAAUAAGCAUUCCAAGUUUAUGUUGUACAUUUUGUUUGGGGGAGAGGUUAAGAAUUGAUCCUCAUUUUUUAAACGAUGUGUACAAAAUCAUAUACAGAAAAUCAAUAAUAUUCGACAAAAAUGGUUGCGUUGAAAAGAGCCGAAAGGUAGCUGCUUCAAAUGUUGUGGGGAAUUCUAGCGGUUGAACAAAUAACUUUCCAACGACAAGUCUUUUUAUAAAACAGUAAAUGUAAAUAUUAACAGAAAUAGUACUUGUCUUUGAGAAAGAGGAUGACAUCAUCUAGGAUGUUUUCGUAGUAUUGAUACUGUACUGCUUCUGCUGCUGCUGUUACUACAACCGUUAUUACUACUACUACUAAUGAUAAUAAUACUACUACUGCUACAACUACUAUUAUUACUACUAC